AUGGGAGAGGAGGGGGAAAAGAAUUGGGAUGGUGUGGUUGAGUUUGUUUGUGGGGGUGAGGGGGUGAGGGGGGGUUGGGAUGAUGAUGGGGGGGGUAGAUUAUGGUGGAGUGGGGUUUUUUGGGGGGGAUGGGGAUUUAUUAUGGGUGGGGGUGUGGUUGUUUUUAGGGGUUUUUAUGAGAUAGGGUUUGGGGAUGGUUGGUUGGGUAUUGGGAUGUGGAUUGGGGUGGGGGAAUGGGGGGGAUUGGGUUUUAAUGAUGGGGGGGGGGGGUUGUGGGGGGAUUUUGGGGAAAUGGGGAUAUUGGGGAGGGUUGGUGGAUUGGGGUAUGGGGGGGGAGGGUGGGGGUGGAUAGGGGGUGAGGAUUAUGGGAUUGGGUUGGGAAAGAGGGGGUGGAAUAAGAAUGGGAUGGGAGGGGGGGGGAGGGGGGGGGGGAUUGAGAGGUGGUGGUAUGGGGGUUUGUGGGGGGGGGGGGUGUGUGGUAAGUUGGGGGAUUUUAUGGGGGGGUUUGUGAGAGGUAAGGGGAGUAGGGGGGGGUUUGGGAGGGUGUGUUUGUUUGGGUAG
Molecule: messenger RNA, 561 nt
Organism: Knipowitschia caucasica
Lineage: Eukaryota; Metazoa; Chordata; Actinopteri; Gobiiformes; Gobiidae
Source: the annotation of a GenBank genome assembly